AUGAUCAAACAACAUGACAAGCAUGCGCGAGCAAGAGCCCUAGCUGAAGAUGACAAAGUGCUAGCACGCAACUACUCGGGAUCACCCAAAUGGCUACCAGGCACAAUCAUCAAAGAAACAGGACCAGUAUCUGGUGAAGUGGAACUAGAAGAUGGCACUGUUGUUAGAAGACACCAUGAUCAACUCCUGCCACGCCAAGAGCAACCCAAGGAACCUAAAGUUGCCGAAGUUACAGAACCAACCCCGGCUCAAGUGGAAAGUACUCCCGAUCCUGUAGUGGAACGCCGUUACCCAACCAGGGAGCGUAGACCUCCAGAUCGUUUUCAGUGA
Molecule: messenger RNA, 330 nt
Organism: Actinia tenebrosa (Australian red waratah sea anemone)
Lineage: Eukaryota; Metazoa; Cnidaria; Anthozoa; Actiniaria; Actiniidae
Source: RefSeq, a predicted model, not a curated record